This is a messenger RNA of Stegastes partitus (bicolor damselfish), 2025 nucleotides long. RefSeq names its product stimulated by retinoic acid gene 6 protein homolog. NCBI's taxonomy places the organism in Eukaryota, Metazoa, Chordata, Actinopteri, Pomacentridae. Gene Ontology annotation, molecular function: signaling receptor activity; retinol transmembrane transporter activity. The record is from RefSeq and is a predicted model, not a curated record. The coding region runs from base 1 to 2025 and encodes 674 amino acids. The transcript is spliced from 17 exons. Gene Ontology annotation, biological process: vitamin A import into cell. Gene Ontology annotation, cellular component: plasma membrane.
AUGAAUCAAAGCAAGGUUGAGUUUGAGCCUUUUGAAUAUUCCUACUACGAUUACUCCGACUGGUACAACGCAGAGCCCACAACACCGCCCAAAGAAGUUAUUUUACCAUGCGACCCUACAGCAGACGACAAACUCUUCCACAUAUGCAUCCUGUCGAUAUCUCUGGUGAUCAUGCUGAUCCUGGCAGUUCUCACCAGGAAAAACAAGCUCUGUCAGGGAUUCACUAGAGGAUCCUCCAGCAUCUUCAGUCCUGCAAACUUUCUGGACCAGACUCAGAAAAAAGGGCUCGUCAUGGCUGUGUUUGGACUCGUGUUCAGCAAGCUGGCGAUGCUGGUGAUCAGUCCGGACCCUCUGCCGUUCUGCAAAGACACUCCGGCAGAGAUUAAAGAGUACAUGAAGAUCAUCUCCAUCUUCUACUACCCGGUGCUGUAUUUCCCUCUGUUGGUUUGCGGCACUCUGCAGCACAAAGCAGGUUACGUGUUUGGGACGAUUCUCUCCUUCAGUCACUUCGGGGUUCUUCUUUGGCAGAAGUUCGACUGUCCAAAGACUCCAGAGAUCUAUAAGUUCUACGCCCUGCUGGCCAGUCUGCCUCAGCUGUGCUGCCUGGCUUAUCUCUGUGUGCAGUUUCCUUUGCUGUUCGUCAAAGGACCAAAGACUGACGAGGACCUGGACAGCAGCUACUACACCAACUAUGUGAAGGCGCUUCUCAAGAAAAAGUCCUCGGCCUCCAGUUCUUCAGCUACAGACAAACCGACGCUGCUACAGAGAAUACUGGAGGUGCCCAAGAGUUAUAUCUACGUACCUGAGAAAGUGUUCCGUUUUCCUCUGAAGCUGGCCGUGUCUCUGUUUGUCACCUGUGUGGCCAUUUAUCAUACGGCCCUGCUGCUGGUCGUCCUGGUGGUUCCUACUCUCCACAUAGUCCGAGCCGGUAUCGAUGAGAACAUCGCCUUCCUCCUGUUGGGCUUUGGAAUCGUCCUAUCAGACGACAGGAUGGAGGUGGUCAGGAUCGUCACGUUCUACACGUGGCUGCUGGAAGUGUGCUACCUCUGUGCGAUGACGCUGUCCUGUCUGGUCAGCCUGAUUAUGCUCACGAGGUCCAUGGUCCUCCACAGAUCCAACCUGAAGGGACUGUACAAGGGAGACAUUUACAACGUCUGUAACAGCCAGAAGACGGUCCGUCCGUCCAGAGCCGGAGUGGUCUGCUGGAUGGGCCUGACGGGGUACCAGGCCGCUGUCGUCUGCCUCGGAAUGGCCAUUCAGACCGUCGUGUUUUUCAUCUGCUUCCUGUUUCUGGUGUUUCUCAUCAUCGUUCCCAUUUUUUACGGCCGGAACCUCAUCGUGUUUGAACUUGGAGGAAAGGCCUGGCCGGCCUGGGUCACUCUGAUCCUGGUCACGGCGCUGCAGCACGUCACCGCUAAGUUCGCCUUCAUCAAGAAGGAAGCUGGAACAAGAGACCUGAACAACAGAGAGUCCCUGUUCCUGCUGACCUACCUGCUCUUCCUGAUCAACACUGUGGUGGGACUGAUCGUGGCGAUAUGGAGGAUGGUGAUAACGGCUUUGUUCAACAUCAUCCAUCUGGGCCGCAUCGACAUCAGUCUGCUGCAUCGCACCGCAGAGUCCUACGACCCAGCCUACGAAUACUACACCAACUUCCUGAAGGUGGAGGUCAGUCAGUCCCACCCGGUGAUGAAGGCUUUCUGCGGGGUGCUGCUGGACAUGAUGGUCGAAGGUGGACGAGCUGGACAGAAGAUACGAGACGCAGAAGAAGGGAUUCAGGAGAACAGGCCCAGCAAGGCCACCAGCAGCCGCCGCAUUCGCUCUCGCUGGCAGCUGCUGUACACGCUGGUCAACAACCCGUCGCUGCUGGGCUCCAGGAAGCACUUCCAGACGCUGCAGAGCUCAGAGAGCGUCCUGAACGGAACCCCCAACCGGAGCUCCAAGAAAGGCAGCAAGAAGGAGGCCGACAAGCCGGCUGCAGAACCGGCCGCUCAGGAGGCCCCAGCGAGCCCGGACAAAACGGAAUGA